Messenger RNA from Selaginella moellendorffii, 1350 nucleotides. Its product is annotated as protein prenyltransferase alpha subunit repeat-containing protein 1. Gene Ontology annotation, molecular function: protein farnesyltransferase activity; CAAX-protein geranylgeranyltransferase activity. The transcript has 10 exons. Bases 12 to 1259 code for a protein of 415 amino acids. Gene Ontology annotation, biological process: protein farnesylation; protein geranylgeranylation. Lineage: Eukaryota; Viridiplantae; Streptophyta; Lycopodiopsida; Selaginellales; Selaginellaceae. The record is from RefSeq and is a predicted model, not a curated record. Gene Ontology annotation, cellular component: CAAX-protein geranylgeranyltransferase complex; protein farnesyltransferase complex; cytoplasm.
UACCUAAAAUAAUGGAGUGUGGGACGAGGCUCUUGGCGGAUCUGGGGCGCCUUCUCGACAGCGAUCCCGAAAUCGACGAGCUGGGAUUCCUCCUGCCGUCGCAAUUGGCGCAGCUCCACGAUCUUCCAGCUGAUACAGUCGAGAUCUCGUUUGCCGCCGCUGACACUGAUCCGAACGCUGGAGAGGGAUCCAAGAGCCCCUGCGAUGGCGCUGGCGCUGGGGAGUACUGUGAGGCUUCUUGGUUUUGGCUGCGAGAUCACAAGCUAGGGAUCGCAGUGAACGCUUUGAGGCCGCUCUACACUGAAGCACAGGCGGUGUUCUCGGCAUUGCGAGCGGAAGAAAAACAGUGCGGAAGGCAGGAAAAUGGCUUCUCGAAGGAAGAAAGUUUGCUCAAGGUCACAAGAGCACUCCUGAUUGUCAACUCGGAUUACUCGACCGCUUGGAACACCAGGAAACGUGUUCUUGGCAAGUCGAGCUUUUCUCAGUCAGGAAUGAUCAGUGAGCUACGACUAUCCAGUCUUGUCUUGACGUAUGCUCCAAAAAGUGAGGAAGCGUGGGCUCAUCGGAGGUGGGCAUUAAACAAAAUAUUCUCCUCCACUUCCAGCCAAAGCGAUGGCAUCAUUGACUCUGAAUCCAAACAUGUUGAUGCGAUUGUCGAGAGAUCUCCGAUGAACUACCGUGCUUGGAGACACCGUUGCUGGCUUAUCUCCUUCAUGAAGUUCCCUCGAAUAGAGCUGGAGUUGAAAUCCCGGGAUUCGUACCGGUGUACAGAUAACUGUUUUUUCCACUAUCGCAGGUCCAUGCUGCAACAUCUAAUUUGGAGACAACACGAAUUUUACCUGAGCUGGAGGGAAUUGGCCUCGAUGUGGAAGGAGGAGCUCAAGGGGAACGCUGAAUCAAUUAAAGACAUGUCCUUCGGGAAUGAGGCUCUAUGGAUUCACAGACGGUUUCUGGCUCACGGGCUGCUGACUUAUAACGAGCUUUUCAACGAAUUCAAAGUUGAACGCCCUCGGGAUAAGGAGGUUCACGGAAAGCACGUCUUGUUCAUUUUAAACGAGCUUGAGCUUGCAAAAGAAGCGGACACAGGCGAGCAUUCUUGCAGCUACAAACUGUGGCUCCUCUUUGUGUUUCGGAGGAAGCAUGAUUCUAAAGAGGUUGAAAAUUUGCUCCUGGAGGAAAGCAGCGCUGCUGCCGCGAGUACGCCUCAGAAGGAGAGCCUGUGGAAAGGUGUCAAAGGGUCGUGCAACUUUUUGAAAUGAGGCUGUUGGCGGUACAUGAUUUCCUGGAUAGGAUUAUAACAAACUCGAUCUAAAGCAUUAUCGAUCGUUCUUAUAACAUACUCUUGCUUUU